Molecule: messenger RNA, 7802 nt
Organism: Lytechinus pictus (painted urchin)
Lineage: Eukaryota; Metazoa; Echinodermata; Echinoidea; Temnopleuroida; Toxopneustidae
Exons: 2
Coding region: 1461-7088 (1875 amino acids)
Biological process (GO): DNA integration
Molecular function (GO): nucleic acid binding; zinc ion binding
Source: RefSeq, a predicted model, not a curated record
UGUAACAGCACACCAUACUCAACCGAACUCGUUUGGCAUCCCAUAAUAAUCCAAACACUACUUUGUUUGUUUGGAGGAAGUCCUCCAAGGUAUAUAGUGACAGGGAAUGGGAUGAAGGGUGGUAUAAUCUAAGUAUUGUUACUGCAGAUGAGAUGCCAAGCAGCAUGCUUGCGUGUCAAUACAGGAGAGCAGUGCCAUUGCAGUACUGAAUAUCAACUUAAAGAACUUCCAACUUUAUUGGUUAAAACUAUGUCUCCUUUAAUGUUGUUUUGAUGGAGCAAAUGAUCAUGUGGAUAGGAAACAGUUCUGCAGAAUUCAUUUAAACUCAGAGAUUUGUCUGCCUUUGAUGCCAACUGGCACAGUGUUCUUACGGCAUUGGCUAAAGCAUAGAGAUGGAUUUACGGAUUGAGAAGAAGCUUGUACAGAAUAAAGUCUUUAGCUAAACCAGUACUUGAGAACGUGUCGUGUUUGGUCAUUUAUCGCCGUUUAUUGUAUUGUCGAUCAUCGGGGCAGGCACAGUAAGAACACUAUAGAGCCAUAGGCGAUGCACUGCACGUACUAUGGAGAGAGUCGACUUCAACAUAGUUCCAAUCGGUAUGGGAAUGUCAAUAAGCCUGAUGCCACUCAACGGAUCCUCUACAAGACAUCAGGUCAACAUCGUUACGAGAUUAUUGUAGAUUGCAGUGGAACUAUUAAUUUCAAUUCUCAUCGUCAAGUGAACCGCUGUUAAUUCAUGGACAAUUAUUAGACUUCAUGGAUACUUCAGAGACAUAUUCAAUUCGCGGGACUCUUAGUUUUCAACUCUCAUUGCCAAGUGAACUGUUAUGCGCCUCUUUUUAGCCAUAUCGGCCGACUUCAAGGAUGUUCAACUGAACUUCAUCUACUCAAGCAGCAUCAGUUCAAGUAAGAUCACAAUGAGCAAGUAUUCAUUCCUAGAAACAACGAUGAAUUAAAUCAAAGAGAAAAAUAUAUGUAGACUUGAUCUUCAAGAUUCAUGGUAAGGUGAUACCGGCAAAUGAAUUUUCUUUUGUAAAUCUACCGAUUAUCUAAUUGUGAAGACUCGAGUAUUAUAUCAUGAAAGGUAUUUGAAUAUGUUUUGAAAUAUUCAUGUUCACAUAUAUGUGUAAAAAUUUGUGUAUAAAUUUAUAAAUGUAUCAUAAUGCCUUUUAAGAAUUCUAGGCAUCAUUACUGAAGUCAUGUUAGAUAAUUAGGGCAUUUCAAUGUCUAAUUAGAUCUCUGUUUCUAUGAUUGUGCUUCUUUCAUUAAUAGAUUCACUGGUAAGGAAAAUCUUGUGCGUAUGUCGCGUUAGAUAUUGUGUGUAAAUCGCAUUGUAAUUCAGCUACAAGUUGUUAAACUAUAAAUUGUUGGUUGGUUACAUAGUGCUUUAUUUUAGUGCGCAAGUAAAGGCUGUUAACUGUGACAAAUUUUCGCCACAUUUACUUCAUCAAGUUAAGGCAAUCAUGACAGAUGUGCAAGCGCGAAAAUCAUCAAGGGAAAGACAGCCCACUGAAAAAAUGUCAGCUUUGCAAGCCAGUGAAGAGGUUAAGAUAGAGCGAAAGUUUUUUAAAGCAUAUGGCACUCUAAAAACAAAAGUGAAAGAAGCACGGGAAGUGGUCAAAACAGGGAAAGAGGAGGGAUUGAUCAGGCAACAAAUAGAAGGUCUCGAAGAAGGAGAAAAGGAGUUGGUAGAUAUUUUCGAAGUUUUGAGGAAGAAUAAGGCUCCCAUCAGAGAAGUGGCGACAAGGAUGGACAGGGCAAAUGCCAUGGUAAGGGAUGGUAUAAAUGCCCUUGAAGAGGUGUUGGGGUCAUUGGUAGGACCUUUUGAUGCUGAAGACCGUAAGCAAAUAGCAAGAGAACUCUUGAAACAAGAGUACGCGCAGUCGGUCUUCAGCUCAUCCUUAAGUGAGGUCCCAGGAGCUGAAUCAAGUCAGCUUCCUGAAGAAACACCAAUCCCUGACACUAGUAGUCUUGCCAGUCGUCGAACGGGGCCUUCUCAUGACAAGGCUUCCUCUCGACCUCCUUCCGAUGAAGAAAAUGAUAAUCCAUCAGCAUUCUCCAGAGCAUCAUCUAUCGCCAGCCAGCAGAAGCCUUCUCAGUCAACAUUAGAUAUGCAAGGGUUUGCACAGACACUUGCAGAUAGCAUGUACCGGACUAGGCUUCCGGUUCCGGUUCCCUCAACUUUCAGCGGAAACCCUCUCGAAUUUGUAGAGUUCGAGAGGAGUUUCACCACCUUAAUAGGUGAUAGAAUUUCUGCAGCUGAGAAAUUAUAUUACCUCAGGCAGUAUGUGACAGGACCAGCAAGAGAGGCUAUUGCUGGUUUCUUUUACGGAUCAACAGAAUCUGCUUACGAAGGUGCAUGGAAAAGCCUUAGGGAAAGAUACGGUCAUCCAUUUAGGGUGCAGCAGGCGUUUAGAGACAAGCUUAACAAGUGGCCUAAAAUUUCUGCAAGGGAUCCGGAGGGUCUGCAGAAGUUUGCAGAUUGUCUAAAGGCUUGCAAUGAUGCAAUGCCUUAUGUUGACGGACUUGCAGUCUUAAACGACUGCAAUGAAAAUCAAAAACUCCUUGGGAAACUGCCUGAUUGGUUAAUAACCAGUUGGAACAGAAUUGUCUCUGUAGACCUUGAAAAGGGGUUUUAUCCUUCCUUUUCUAAGUUUUCAAAGUUUGUUGCUCAAGAGGCAAAGAUCGCAAAUAAUCCCAUCUCCUCUUUAGGAGCUGUCAAGGGACAAGAAUCCUUUGCAGAUUCAGGCGCAAAGGCCUCCAAGGCCAAACGUGAUGGCCUGAAGAGGGGCUCCGCCCUGGCUACCAAAGGUGAAGAAAAGCCUUCUAAUAGUACAAACAGUCAGAGGCAAAAGGGUGGCACAAAGUCUAAGGAUUCAAAGACUUGUGCCAUGUGUUCAUCUGCAGAGCACCAGCUAGAGAAAUGCCAGAAGUUCAAAGAUAAAACACUGUCUGAGCGGAAGGAGUUUAUUAAGAAAGGUGGACUGUGCUUUGGAUGCCUGCGUAAAGGGCACAUGAGCAAAGAGUGCAAGAAGAGGCUCACAUGUGAGGUGUGCAGCAAGCGCCAUCCAUCUCUACUCCAUGAAUAUCGAGUUGGUACGGAGGCCACAAGUCAGUCUCCUAGCCAAGGAGGCCAAGAUGGAAUGGAUCAUGUAUCCACCACCUCACAUAAAUUACACUUUGGAAAAUCAAUCAACACAUCUAUGAUUGUUCCAGUGUGGGUGUCUUCAGAACAGUGUCCUUCUCAUGAAAUACUCACAUAUGCUCUGUUAGAUACACAAAGCGAUGCCUCAUUUAUCCUUGAAGACUUGGCUGAGGCUUUAAGAGUUCAGAGACAACCUGUGAAGUUACAGCUGUCCACAAUGACGUCGUCAUCUACGAUUCAUUGUGACUCUGUAUCCAACCUUGUAGUAAGAGGUAUGACAACUCCCACGAAGCUCAACAUUGCUAAAAGUUACACCCGCAGUUUUAUUCCUGCAGACAGAGACCACAUUCCUACGAGGGAUACGGCUGACAAGUGGCCGCAUCUUCAAGAAGUAGCUCGAGAAAUGUCGGCUCUACAAGGGUGUGAAGUUGGGCUAUUAAUAGGGUACAACUGCCCUCGAGCUUUAGUACCAAGAAAUGUUGUCACUGGCAAUGACACAGAGCCUUACGCCAUUCAAACCGAUUUGGGUUGGAGCAUUAUUGGUGUAUCAAAUCCAAAAGGUGACACAAGUCACUGCGGAAGAGUUGCAACUCGAGAGUGUCCUGGAAUAACUCCCAAGGAUGUCUUAAGAGCGUUGGAGCCUGAUUUCAAGCAGGAAUCAAAUAGUGACACGUCCGUCUCGCAGGAUGAUGUGGAAUUCAUCAACUGCCUAGGGGAAAGUAUUUCUCGGAAUGAGGACGGUCAUCUAGAAAUGCCGCUGCCCUUCAAGAAAAGGCCAGAGAUGCCAAACAACAGGCGUCUUGCAGAAGUAAGGUUACGCCAUCUUUCGAAGAAGAUGGAACGCGAUGAUGAAUACAAGGUUCAGUAUAAGGCCUUCAUGUCCGAAAUCAUCGAACGAGGCUAUGCUGAACGUGCUCAUGAUGAUGGCCAAGAAGGGAGCACAAAUUAUAUCCCUCAUCACGGCGUCUUUCAUCCUCAAAAGAGAAAACUGAGAGUAGUCUUUGACUGCGCUGCAAGGUCUGGUGGCACUUGCCUCAAUGAUCACCUACUUAAAGGUCCUGACCUGACAAAUUCACUGACAGGUGUGUUGCUCCGGUUUCGACUCCAUGAGGUGGCAUUGAUGUGCGACAUUGAAAAAAUGUUCUUUCAGUUUCGUGUCACGGAAAGCCAUCAAGACUUCCUCCGCUUCUUAUGGUGGGAGGGAGGUGAAACACAGAACCAGCCAGUCGACUUUCGGAUGAGGGUACAUCUGUUUGGUGCUGCAUCCUCACCAGGCUGUGCGAAUUAUGGCCUGAAGUACCUGGCCAAUGCUCACAAGGAUGAGUUCCCCUUAGCUGCUUGUUUCAUAAGCAGAAACUUCUAUGUGGACGACGGCAUAACAAGUGUGCCAGAAACGGAGGAUGCUAUCCGUCUGGCAAGAGAAGCUGUUAGUCUUUGCAAGAAGGGUGGCAUUAGGCUACACAAAUUCGUAUCCAACAGCAAGAAAGUCAUUGAGAGCAUUCCAGACUCGGAACGUGCCUGUGGGAUUUCUGGUCAAGACCUCAGUUUUGAGGAUUCCUUAGAACGGGCUCUCGGAAUCUGGUGGAACGUUGGUAACGAUCACCUUUGCUUCAAGAUAUCGCUUAAGGAUCAACCAAGUACGAGACGAGGUAUUCUGUCGACUGUGGCAUCCUUGUAUGACCCACUUGGUUUUGUGGCUCCCGUAGUACUGAAAGGGAAACGGAUAUUACAAGAGAUGUGCCGCAGUGGAAUCGGAUGGGAUGACCCAAUCCCUGAGACUUUGCAGCCAGCAUGGGAUAGCUGGAUUGCAGAGCUUCCGAAACUAGAGAAACUCCAGAUACCUAGAUGUCAUCACCCCCCUGAAUUUGGUCCAGUAUCAGUUGUUCAGCUCCAUCACUUCUCCGAUGCAAGCACAUCAGGUUAUGGCCAGUGCUCGUAUGUGAGACUGGUGAACAACAAGGGAGAAGUGCAUUGUUGCCUGAUUUAUGCCAAGGCUAGAGUGGCGCCAACCAAGGUAGUCACCAUACCUAGGCUGGAGCUAACGGCCGCAGUGGUGUCGGCAAAGGUGAGCACAAUGCUUAAAAAUGAACUGGAGCUUAAAGGAGUUCAAGAGUUCUUUUGGACUGAUUCUCGGGUGGUCUUAGGAUAUAUCAACAAUGAGGCUCGUCGGUUCCACACCUUUGUGGCAAAUAGAGUACAACUCAUUAGAGAUAGGACUCCUCAAGAGCAAUGGCAUUAUGUUCCUACAGAGGAAAACCCGGCUGAUCACGCAUCAAGAGGGAUGGGUCCGGAAGAAUUAGUUAAUUCUAAGCAAUGGAUGAAAGGACCAGAUUUUCUGUGGGAACAAAAUCUUAGCUUCAAAGUUGAUGUACCACAUCAAUUAAAGCAUGGAGACCCUGAGGUAAGGGUGACCACAUUCUCAACCAAUCUGUCACAACAGGGUCUACUGCAUCGUCUUACCAGGAUCGCCGACUGGUCUAUGAUGAUCAGAGUAUUGUGCCGGUUGAAUGUGGUUGCCCAGAGAAUCAGGCACUCAAAGGAUAUCUCAGUCGUACAAAGUAGAGAAAAGGCGAAAUUGUCCAUCAUUCAGAUGGUACAGAAAGAGGCCUAUGCAGAAGAACUGCAUUCGCUGACCCACCACAAACCUGUGAGAAGUACGAGUAAGAUCCAUGCCCUCGAUCCAUUUGUGGGUGAGAAUGGAGUACUUCGAGUUGGCGGAAGGCUGCAAAAGCUUUCCAUGGGAAUAUCGCACCCAAUCAUUCUCCCAAAGCAAAGUCCAGUAACUGAAGCCCUGGUUCGACACAUCCACCAGAAGGUCCAUCACCAGGGUAGAGGUGUCACUCAAAACGAGUUGCGAGCACAAGGAUACUGGAUUGUCAGUGGAUCCAAAGUUGUGGCGGAGUUAGUGAGGAAUUGUGUGACAUGCAGGCGACUGCGUAGACCAGAAGAGGUGCAAAAAAUGGCAGACCUGCCUGAAGAACGCACCGAACCCACGCCCCCAUUCACAUUCGUUGGCAUGGAUUGUUUCGGACCAUUCAUGGUCAAAAGAGGCCGUUCCGAAGUCAAGCGAUACGGACUGUUAUUCACCUGCUUCUGUUCCCGCGGUGUACACAUUGAGAUGCUAGAUGAUAUGUCCACUGAAUCAUUCAUCCUUGCCCUUCGAUGUUUCAUCGCCAUCAGGGGAGCAGUCCGGCAGAUCCGGUGUGAUCAAGGAACCAAUUUUGUUGGAGCCAGAAACGAACUCCAGGCAGCAAUGAAGGAAAUGAAUGCCGAUAAGGUGGAGGCUUAUCUUGCAGAGAAGCAAUGCGAGUUCGUUUUCAAUGCUCCACACUCAAGUCAUGCUGGCGGGGUAUGGGAGAGGCAGAUUCGAACUAUUCGAAAUGUUCUAAGAGCCACAAUAGAUCUGUGCCCAGGAAGGCUAACAGAUACAGCUCUACGCUGCCUCUUCUAUGAAGCUAUGACAAUCGUGAACAGUCGCCCCUUGUCGAUGGCCAACAUAAAUGACCCGAACGCAGAUGCCCCACUCACGCCAAAUCAUCUGCUCACUUUCAAGACCACCACUCCGCUACCCCCUCCUGGAGAAUUCCCGGAGACGGACAUCUACGCCCGAAAGGCUUGGAGAAGGGUGCAGUUCUUGUUGGAGCAGUUUUGGUCUCGGUGGCGCAAAGAAUACUUGCUGGGGCUGCAGGAGCGCCAGAAAUGGACAAAGCCCCACAGAAAUCUCCAAGUAGGAGAUGUAGUACUUGUUAUUGACCAGGAGGUACCGCGUAUGAAAUGGCCUCUGGCUGUUGUGACAGCAGCUGCUCCGGAUGCAGAUGGUUUGGUGAGAAAGGUCCGUGUUCGCGUCGGUAACAAAGAACUUGAUAGCAAGGGAAGGCCCUUGAAGAAGCCAACAGAGCUUUUGAGGCACAUUCAGAAGAUAGUUCUCCUCAUGGAGUCAAGUUAAUAUUUAGGUAGUUGGCUGUCAACGAUCUGUUCUUUGUUUUGACUUCAAUUAGGCCUUUCUUUCGUGCUUUGGGAGUUUGGAUACUUUAAAUGCUUUGAAUCACUUUCGCCGUGCGCAUUACUAGCAUUCUGCUUCUUUGUGCUUUGUACACAAUGAAAUGGUUCUUUCUCUUUCAGUUUCUAAACUUGUUAACAAAAUUUGUCAUGAUUUCCGUUUUUGAUGAUAGUAGCAACUUGCAAAGGCGAUGUGAUAUAGUUGUCUCCUUUACUUGAGAUAAUGGAAAUUAUUGUUUUUAUUGUAUACCUCCAUAUCAAUGUCAUGAAUUAUAUUGUAGGAGUUAGGGUCAUGUGCUUUCAUACUUUUGAAGUUACAUUUCAGGGUUAUAAAUAAUUUUUAUAAAUAAAUUUUCAGUUGAGUAGAGAGUGCUUAACUUAAGAAAAUUACUUUGGCAUGUAUCAUUAUGGUUAAGGGUUAAACCCUAGGGUAAUUUUGGUGGGAGUGUAACAGCACACCAUACUCAACCGAACUCGUUUGGCAUCCCAUAAUAAUCCAAACACUACUUUGUUUGUUUGGAGGAAGUCCUCCAAGGUAUAUAGUGACAGGGAAUGGGAUGAAGGGUGGUAUAAUCUAAGUAUUGUUACUGCAGAUGAGAUGCCAAGCAGCAUGCUUGCGUGUCAAUACAGGAGAGCAGUGCCAUUGCAGUACUGAAUAUCA